This is a messenger RNA of Paraglomus brasilianum, 810 nucleotides long. Lineage: Eukaryota; Fungi; Glomeromycota; Glomeromycetes; Paraglomerales; Paraglomeraceae. The record is from the annotation of a GenBank genome assembly.
AUGGCCGGUCUCAAUAUCCAAUCGAAUCACGAAAGCUAUCCAUACAAUAUUCAAUCCGAUCAGCUGAAUAGUAUGGACUCUAACUAUACAAACGGCUUUCCAUUAAAACAAACUAUUAUUACGGACUUUGGUUACGCGAACAUGGAUCAACCGAUUAGUAUGGGCUACAAUGGCAUCCAUUCCUACCAACACAAUCAAACGCCUCUCCAACCUCCCGGUCAAGAUUCUUUUCCUUCCGAUAUCGGCCCUCUCGACCAUAACGGCAUUUACAUGGGUGUGAAUAAAUCGGUGAAUACCGAAAAUUACGGAUAUAUCAGAAACAAUGAAAAUGUGGUCAAAUAUAUUCAAUCUGAUCAGCUGAAUAGUAUGGACUCUAACUGUACAAACGACCUUCUAUUAAAUCAAACAACCAUGGAUCAACCGAUUGUUAUGAACUACAACGGCAUCCAUUCCUAUCAUCACAAUCAAACGCCUCCCCAACCUCCCGGUCAAGAUUCUUUUCCUUCCAAUAUCGGCCCUCUCGACCAUAACGGCAUUUACAUGGGUGUGAAUGAAUCGUUGAAUACCGAAAGUUACGGAUAUAUCAGAAACAAUGAAAAUGUGGUCAACUAUUCAAAUAUGAACUGUAAUUGCAAUUCACCCUUGGUUCAUCAUUCUCUCCCUCAAACAUCAAGUCAAAUGCCAUAUACUUCUACUCGUUUCAACAACGCUGGCGUGAUGACGAACGCUACGAGUCAUGGAUGCAUAGUAAUUAUUAUGAAAGCAGAUAUUAACCUGGAAAAUUUAUUGUCUAUUAUUCAAGGAUGUUAG